This is a messenger RNA of Psylliodes chrysocephalus, 1576 nucleotides long. NCBI's taxonomy places the organism in Eukaryota, Metazoa, Arthropoda, Insecta, Coleoptera, Chrysomelidae. The record is from the annotation of a GenBank genome assembly.
AUGGGGAGUAAGUAUAUAAAUAGCACAAUGGUUAAACGCCAGCGACAGAGUUCACUUCGAAGAGGAAGAGGAAUAGUAAAUUCUUUGAUAAACAAACUACCAAUUGAAUUACAUAUUCCUGGGUAUUCCUACUGUGGUCCUGGGACUCAACUUGAUAAGAGAUUACAAAGAGGUGAUAAAGGCAUAAACCAAUUAGACGCUGCUUGCAAAGAUCACGAUAUUGCAUAUUCACAAAGUAAAGAUCUCAUUACUAGACACCAAGCCGAUAAGAUAUUACAACAUAGAGCUUGGGAGAGGGCUAAUUCGAAAGACGCUAAAUUAGGAGAAAAAACAGCGGCUUGGUUUGUAACAACGGCGAUGAAAGAUGAAAAUACAGAUUAUGAAAUAGGAUUAGUCAGUUUCAAUAGUUUUACCACAAUUCCAAAUAUUGAUGAAAGCAAUAAUUUAUUUGUAUGGGGUGAUAAAAAUAAGCUAAAUGAAUUUAAAGUACCGGUUGGUGCUUAUGAGUUAGAUGAUCUUAUAAGUGUUUUAAAGAAACAUAUGAAUGAUAAAGAUAAAAAUGCUAAAAUAGAUAUAAUACCGGACAUAAAUACUUCAAAAAUUUCUAUUUCAAGUAAUCGUAUUAUUUCUUUUAAUAAUGCAAAUUCAAUCGCACAAGUGUUUGGUUUUGAUGUCCAAAGGCUUGAUCCUGGUAAAAUUUAUUCAUCAAAUCAUCCAGUUAAAAUUUUGAAAGUAAAUUCUAUAGGUAUUGACUGUAGUAUUGCGGCUGGUUCCUAUUUAAAUGGGAACCCUGUUCAUAUUAUCCACCAAUUUUUUCCGACAGUACCCAGCGGGUAUAAAAUAGUGGAAUCUUCUCAAAAUAUCUUGUAUUAUCCUGUCAGUGUCAAGACAAUCAACAACAUUACAGUAAAGAUUAUUGACCAGAGCGGUGGUCUCAUAAAUUUUCGAGAAGAAGAGAUUACGGUUACCCUUCACAUUAGAAAAGUAUAAAAUGGUUCUAUCAUUUUUUCAUCCACUUAAAAACUAUAAAAGAUUGUCCCUCCAGAACAGACAAAUCAGUUUUGCAAAACCCUUUGCAAUAAUAACACCCAUUAAUAAAAAAAUUUUAACUUCGUUAGGAUUUAAAGUAUUAAUAUAAUGGAAGUACUUCAUGUAACCGGGCAACCUUUUAAUGAUACAACUAUAGAUGAUUAUCAAUUUCAUACCUAUCAACCCUUCAUUACUGGAAAACUCAAUUAUAACGAUGAAAUUCGAAUCCCCAUUCAAGAUUUAGAUGCUUACACAUUGCCAUCAAAAAGUUAUUUGUAUAUUGAAGGAAAGUUGCUUACUGAUGCUGGAAAAGUACCAACUAAACUACAAUUUAUUAACAAUGCCAUAGCAUUUUUGUUUCGUGAACUCCGUUAUGAGCUAAACAGUGUCGUAAUAGAUUCUGUAAGAGAUGUAGGUCUUGUAUCGACCAUGAAAAAUUAUUUGAGUCUUAAUGAAAACGAAAGUGUACUAAUGCAAAAUGCUGGGUGGUUCCCUAAGGAAAUUAAAAAACUUGCGACAGAUUCUAAAGGUGUUGUAACAGUAGAGA